CAGCGAAGAUGCGGGAAAAAGUGUGAGGAGACCAGCCGGAAGUUCCCGCGCCGCUGCUGCUGCUCCGCCGGCGGGUCGGUGCGGUUCCCCGGCUGUGACUCCGGGAGCUGUCCGAGUUUAUCCUGAUGGAAAGAGGAAGUCAACAUGCCUCCGAAACCACUCAGCAGGAGGGAGCGCAGGGAAUUGUACACCACCCUGGCGGGCGAGCUGGUGAUCAUGGCCGGGACCGUCAUGCUGGCCUACUACUUCGAGUACACCGACACCUUCAGCGUCCACGUGCAGGGCUUCUUCUGCUACGACACGGCGUACACCAAGCCCUACCUGGGGCCGGAGGAGAGCAGCGCCGUCCCGCCCGUGCUGCUGUACGCCCUGGUGGCCGGGCUGCCCACGCUGCUGAUCACAGUGACAGAGACGGUGCUGUUCCUGGUCCAGUACACGUCCAAAGAGUUUGACCGCUCUGAGAAGACAGUGGCCACGGGGGACUGCUGCUACCUCAACCCGCUCGUCCGCAGGACCUUCCGCUUCCUCGGCGUCUAUUCCUUUGGCCUCUUCACUGUUGACAUCUUUGUCAACGCGGGCCAGGUAGUGACAGGAAACCUGGCGCCCUACUUUCUGACCGUCUGUAAGCCCAACUACACGGCCCUGGGCUGCCAGCAGGCCCUGCGCUACAUCAGCCACCAGGAGGCCUGCACCGGAAACCAGGACGACAUCCUGCGGGCUCGCAAGACCUUCCCAUCCAAGGAGGCCGCCCUCAGUGUCUACGCCGCCCUCUACCUGGCGAUGUACGUGACGUGCACGGUGCAGGCCAAAGGCACCCGUCUGGCCAAGCCGGUGCUGUCCCUCGGGCUCGUGUGUCUGGCCUUCCUCACCGGACUGAACCGCGUGGCUGAAUACCGCAACCACUGGUCGGACGUCAUCGCCGGCUUCAUCAUCGGCUCUGCCAUCGCCACGUUCCUGGUGGUGUGUGUGGUCCAUAACUUCAAAGGCAAGUUGCUGCUGAGCGAGGACUCUGGAGAGGAGCCGUGCAACCCGGCCAUGCUUCCAAUGGGCCGGAUGGAGAGUCCUCUGGAGAAGUACAUCGCCUCACAGAAUCACAUCGCCUUCGCUGAGGUCACAUGACGUGGAGUCGGCCGUCUGGCAGACCCAUUGGACGUCCACGCUCUUCACCGUCCAAUCCCAUUAACCGCAGCGCUAAACCCGUUCUCCGUUUGUGUCUGGUCUCCCGGUCUGCCCUUCUAUGUCGUCUUUAUCCGGCCGCUGUCUUUAUGUGCCGCCCCUCGUGUCCAAGAAAAGAAAAACAGUCAGCGACCCGGACGUGGACCGGCUGCUUCAGCUUUCUCCAUCUAUGCACUUCUGCUGAGAUGGUGUUUGACUUUGUCCUCUGAGAUGAAGCGGAGGAGUCGAGCCCUGCGGAACACUCAGAGUACGAGGGAAGAACUGGCCGAGGUCAGAUAUGUUGUGACUGUUUGAUUAUGGAAAAACGCCUGCGUCCAUUAAGGCUCUUAGUGUUUACCGUGUUUUUACUGUUAUUUCACCUGAGAACAUCAGACUAUGACUGCUGUCUGCUGGGUCUGUAUUUAAUCAAACUCAUUAAUGUGAACCUUUGGACUUAAAUGAAAGCGAAACUAAAAAAUAACUUUCUCACACACACAUGACUGACAUGUGUUAAAUGUAUUUGACUUUGAAUACCAUUCAUUUUAAGGAGCUCCAGACUUCAUUCAGAAUUAGGUGGUACCUUGUAGUUCAUGCAAGAAAUGACAUUUUUCGGACGGUAUCUUAUGCGUUACAGAGAAGUGCAAAUGACGAGGAUGAUGAGAUCCACACACCAAAUCUUACUUUGCACAGACACAGAUUACACGUGACACAAAUUACAUUUCCCAAGCAAAGAAAACAAGCAAUGUAAAAUGCACUCAACAUCUCGUGGUUACAUGUUUUCAGUAUACAGAUGAUCCUGAAACACUAGAAACAAUGUGACGGCAGAAUAAAAACAAUGAUUAAGGUGAUGAUUAACUGAAGCUGGCUGCACAACAUGUAGCGUGUGUGUGUGUGUGUGUCUCACAGUGACGUCAUCCCUCCAAUCAGAGACCGCAAGGAAGAAAUAGAUUAAAGUCGUAGCUGCUCUUACAACCAUCGAGUUAUUAACGACCAAAGUAAUUCAUCUUUCUGUUCAUGUAGCUAUCUCAGGAAAUGAUUUCACCAAACAGAAGGGGGUUGUUUCUUUCACGUGCACUCAGGCUGACGGAUCAGUACCGUAUUUAUUGGUCAGCUUUAUUGAUUCAUCAUUGACGUGGCUUUAUUAAAAUGCUUUCAAAAUGUGAAUUUGAGCUGCUGAACCUUUACAACAACAUUCUGGAAGGUUUAGGGACAAUGACCUCUGACCCCUGCGUUAGACAGUCCAAAGUAGUUUAAAGGUGUGGUUCUCUCUCUCACCAUUACUUAUCUUACUCGCUGACUCAGAGAAUCAACGUCUCUAGUUUUCAGAAUGCGUUUAGUCUGGUGAGCUCGCUCGCAGGUCGUUGGCUUGUUGGGGCUGAGAAGUCACCAGUUCUCUGGCCAGCUGCAGGAAUCAGGUCGUUGGGUCGAAGCCCAGUGGGACCAGUAGGUCCACGUUGGUUUUCUUUGUUUCUACUUAGAAGAAUCAUUUUGUCCCAUUCUAAUUUGUUGGUGGCUGUUUGUUGUUCAGACUGUAACGUGGGCUCAUUAAUAUCACGUUUUUUAUACUUUUGAGAAUCUGACUGUGAUGUUAAGAUGCUUUUCAAGUCCCGCCUCCAGUUUUUACUGUUCCGAGGUCGAAGGACCUUUACAAAGACAAACAUUUACGUGUUACUUUCAGGGACUAUAGUAUGCGAUGGAAGGAUAUGAUGUAUGUAUGUAAUGUGUCCAAAUUGCAACACGUGUGUAGUGUUACAUAGUAGCUCCACACAGACGUAGCAUACUACGUAUGACACCAGAGGGCGGCUCAUGGAGGUUCGCCAGGUUCCAAGCAGGAUUGUUAUUGGAGCGUUGAGUGGAGGGGGCGGGACUUCUAACUUAAAGGAUGCUCCUUGGAACAUGAAGAUGGGCUCAGGUCAGAGUAGCAAGUUAAGAGAACUCCUAAACUUUCUCUUUGUAUUUAUGUGUCAUUCGUAUGUCACCGAGAUCUAGUGUGUAUGUGUGUGUGUGUGUGUGUGUGUGUGCAGUACACAAUCAACCACUAGUGGAAAAACUAUAUCUUUAGAAACGUCAGGCCGACUUCGACAAUCAGCCCCUCCCUCUCUUUGCUGGUGGUCGCCUCCUGCAGCGAACAGGCUGCGCGUGGUUGCAGGUCUAGAAAUCCACCACACCAGGGAUGGACGUGGUGAGGCCCGUUGUCAAACCAGUGCACUUUGCUUUUUGGGAUUCAUGUGAAAGCUCCGGCAUCCAAAGGUCGGCCCGACUCACAGGCCAGAACUGAGAUUCUCUGUGGUGUGCGUCUGUUAGUCGGUUCCCCUCUCGUCUCCCUGGUGGUGGUUUCAGUGGUGGAAUAAGAGGAGAGACGGUUCCUUCAUGGGACUAGAGAUGAGUCUCUGUAGGUCCGUCCCACAGACUUACAAGUUGUUGUUGCACUAUUACUUUCCCCAUGCACAUAUGUUGCUGGUAGUUUCCUUGUACACAUGUUUUGUAUGAUUGAGUCACAUUAAUAUUACAGUAGUUGGGUUUUUGAAGCCAUGAACCUUUGUAAUGAUGAAAAAGACUGGGAGAUUUAAUGGAACAUGUUGGUGUCCUUCUCACAUUCACAUGAACAGUUCUGUCUAGGUGUUGCAGCAGCACAGUAUGAAAUGAGCUUACAGCUGAGGCAUCUGUAUUCGCACUCAUUUGAAUAUUGUCCAUAGUCACAUUUGCGACUUAUGUCCAGCACAGGACACCGUGGUGCAUCCCGGAGCUGUAGAGUGGUCUCAAUGUGGACUUCUCUCUCCUAUGAUGUAGUUGUCUCUGUACUGGACCUGCAGAGACGCUUGAAUAGUCCCGUGUUAUUCUGCACAUUUCAACAAACAAACACAUUUAUGUGGCAGUGCGUAACAAAAAUAGAAGAUAAAAACUCCCCCAGUGGAUUCAAGGAAUGAUAGUUUGUUUCAAUUGUGCUCUGCGAUUCUAUUUAUAUAUUAUAUAACAGACACAGUAUAUAUAUAUAUAUUUGAGAAUGUUUGAAUAUUGUUUGGAUCCCCCCCCCCUCCCUGUUUUUGGUCAAAAAUGGAUUCAUGAAUCUCUAACUGGUUCUUCAAUCGAUCGAUGUCCCGUCCAUUGACUGACCUCCUGGACGCGUUCGUACUUUAUAUUGUAUCAAAGUCCCGUCCCUCAUUCUUCUUUGUAGCAAUAACACGUUAGGCUUCUUUCCUGUCGAGAAGCAGUGGAGAAACGCAGUGAAGGUACAAUUAUGUGGCCCAUUGAAAUGUCUAUUUUUGUAAAAAUCACUGACGCUCUCGUGAUAAAGACCCCCGUCAGGAACAUGCAACAAGUAGCACCUUAAAUCUGGCUGUAAGUCAUUGCUAACGGAAGGGCCACCUCUGUUGCUGCUCAAAAACAUCUCAGAAUAAUAAAUAUAUAUAUUUGAUCUGCUCAUAUGUGCACCUCAAGAGCUUCAACAAUUAAGAAGAGAACAGAUAUAAUGAACUAUAUAUAUAUAUAUAUAUAUAUAUAUAUAUGUAUAUAUAUAUAUAUAUAUAUAUAUAUAUAUAUAUAUAUAUAUAUAUAUAUAUAUAUAUGCAGGCUAUAUAUUGUUAUUAUAUGUAUCUCCUUUUGGUCUUAUUCUAUGUUGUCAUUCACUUCUAUUUUCUUAUGACUGCACUGUGUGAGUGUUCAAAGCAUAAAUGUCCCCUUUAUUCCUCUGAUAACUGUUUUUCCUUCUUAAUGUGAUUUUACUCAAAUUAUGUAUAUUUCAUGUAAAUGUUCAGGGUUACAGUUUUUCUAUAUUUUUUUUGAUAGUAUUAUGUUGAUAUUUUGGUUGCUGACCCUGCUCUGUAGUCCAUAUUCUUCCUCGACUGAGCUUGUUUUGCGACAUACGUGAUACCUUUUCUAAACUUGUGGUUUUAUCUUUUUCUCUCACACAGUCGUGUGAUAUCUUUGCUUACUGGAACAUACUGUAUGGAUGUCGUUCUUCUAUUACAUGUUUUCAUAUUAAUCGCAUUUCUUUUUCAAUUUCCCUUGUUUUCAACUUAAGUUCAAAUUGUGACCUUUUACACUGUAGAAAAAAAUGAAUUGACAGUCUUUGAAUAAAAAAAAAUAAAACAUUGAAAGGGAUUUAACAUUUACCUGGAAAA
Messenger RNA from Gasterosteus aculeatus aculeatus (three-spined stickleback), 5276 nucleotides. RefSeq names its product phospholipid phosphatase-related protein type 5-like. Gene Ontology annotation, molecular function: phosphatidate phosphatase activity. Gene Ontology annotation, cellular component: plasma membrane. NCBI's taxonomy places the organism in Eukaryota, Metazoa, Chordata, Actinopteri, Perciformes, Gasterosteidae. The record is from RefSeq and is a predicted model, not a curated record. Gene Ontology annotation, biological process: phospholipid metabolic process; signal transduction; phospholipid dephosphorylation.